AUGAACUAUGAUGAUAAGGACUCUCCAGACUAUGAAGAUCAUUUUGAUUCUGAAAAAGAUGCGAUUUUCGUGCAAAAAUAUCUGAAAUUAAUGGAAAUGGCCAGAGCUCCAACACGUUCAGUUGUUGAGAAAAAAUCAAAAGUUGAAGAGCAUUAUUGGUGUUUUCUGAAAAGACCAGAGCAUAUUCAAAAAGCUAGAAAUUGGCUAAAAAUGGCUGGAAUUGAAGUAUAUUCUGCAUAUUUCGAUGAUAGAGACAAUUCACUUUUCCCUGAGAAUGCGGCAGUUCAGAUACUGGUAAUGUCAAAUCAUUCGAUCGAAUCAAAAAUCUCAAUUUAUUGUAACAUUUUCACUCAUACUUCCUACUCAACAGUCAAAGGUUAUAUACGAGAAAUCUGGCAAACUGGAUGGGAUCCAAGAGAUUCGUUCCAAGUUCCCAGCCUCAUAACUUGUCCGAUUUCUAGAAGAAUUGAAAAUAAAGAUGAAAUGAGUGUUUCUUUGACUAGAAGACCAUGUUUAAGCACUGAAAAUACAAUAGAAGUUAUUAAAAAACCAGUGUUUUCUGGAAAUGAAACGAGGAAAGAUGUUGCUGUUUGUGUAAAAGGACUGGAUUAUCAAGAAGAUAUAUCCGAUCGACUACUAGAAUGGAUUGAAAUGCAAUAUGUUUUCGGAGCAGAUACUGUUACAAUUUAUCAUUUCCAUUUAUCAGAGAAGACUCAUAAAGUGUUGGAAUAUUACAAAGAAAAAAGAAAAUUACAAGUCAUUCCACUAUCAUUACCAUCUGGAAAUCCAAAUAAUCCACUGGAACGAAGUGCUUUUCUAAAAGCAAAUCGUCCACAAAAGAGACGACAUGAACUUCUUCCAUACAAUGACUGCUUUUAUAGUCAUAUUCAUACUCAUCGUUAUGUUCUUAUACUUGAUAUUGAUGAAAUUAUUGUUCCAAUUGAACACGAUAAUUACGGGGACUUGCUUCGAAACUUUGAACUCAAAACAUCUGGUAUUCGAUUGAGUUCAAUUUCCAGCCGGAAUGUAUUCAAGUUUCCAUCCAAUUUUACACUUUUCCCACAUUAUAACUACAUGAUCUCAAACAAAAAACGGUCGAAAAAGACGAGUCCAAAAGGAGAAUACGGGAAAAGUUUUAGUAGCACAUCGACGGUCGCCACUGUUUUCAAUCAUUUCGCACUUCAUAAAUUGUCUCCAGCAGUUGCAAAAUCUCAAUAUUUCUCUUCUUCUGAAGCUCUGAAACUGCAUUAUAAAUCUGAAUGUCCUUGGGAAUCUCGAAAUGAAUGUCAUCAAUUACAAUACGAUGUUAUAGAUGAUCAAAGUUUGGAUCGUUUCGAGGACAAGCUGAGACGUCGACUCAAUGAAAUUGUCAUGGAAAUCGGAAUAAAGUGA
Messenger RNA from Caenorhabditis remanei, 1392 nucleotides. RefSeq lists its product as uncharacterized. The coding region runs from base 1 to 1392 and encodes 463 amino acids. The record is from RefSeq and is a predicted model, not a curated record. NCBI's taxonomy places the organism in Eukaryota, Metazoa, Nematoda, Chromadorea, Rhabditida, Rhabditidae. The transcript is spliced from 7 exons.